Dunckerocampus dactyliophorus (ringed pipefish) is the source of this 8633-nucleotide messenger RNA. RefSeq names its product phosphodiesterase 4A, cAMP-specific (gene pde4a). Gene Ontology annotation, molecular function: 3',5'-cyclic-AMP phosphodiesterase activity. Gene Ontology annotation, cellular component: nucleus; perinuclear region of cytoplasm; cytosol. The record is from RefSeq and is a predicted model, not a curated record. The transcript is spliced from 15 exons. Bases 965 to 3313 code for a protein of 782 amino acids. NCBI's taxonomy places the organism in Eukaryota, Metazoa, Chordata, Actinopteri, Syngnathiformes, Syngnathidae. Gene Ontology annotation, biological process: signal transduction.
UCCUAUUUGUCACGACUGGUGCCCUUCUUUUGUGUGGCGGCACGACACAAAAAGCAAAACCGCCAGAUGGGAGAAGUGAUGACAGUUGUUUGCAGCCGCAACGGCCUCGCUUUGUGGCAUCAUUUGACCAUUUGUUUUCUGUGAAGGAAAUGCACUGAGAGGGAAUAAAACAUAAAAAAAAAUUAAGAAGUAAAUCGACAGUGGAUGAGCUGGCAAAUCACGGAGGAGAACAAGCAAGCAACCAACCACCAUGAAGGCCAGCACACACAGAGAGAGAGAGAGAGAGAGAGAGAGAGAGAGAGAGAGAGAGAGAGGAGGAUAAGGAGGAAACCAGCUCCAGCAGUGAGCCGUGAGGAUGAGGAGGACAUAAUGGAGGAGCCACACUGAAGAAGAAGAAGAACCCCCUUUUUGCGUGUGAGGAUGCUCCCAACCUGCGAGGAGAGGGAAUCUGGGUGGUCAGGAAGACAUCUACCAGGAAUGUGGCGCUUGGCUGGACACGUCCAAUCCUGAUGGACUGAGGAGGGACACCCGUAAAAAGUGCAUUCAUCUCCGUGUCUUCAUGGAGGGACCUGGGGAGACUUGUUCGCGGCGCCAGGACGCACGACCAUCCGGGGGCUGCAAUCACGGCGCCUGUCUGCAAUAAGUGAAAGAAAAAGAAGCAAUAAACCAAUCCGUUCUCCUUCAAGCGACACAAUGAAAGAAGACGAGGCGUCAAAGUUCAGGAGAAGCGGCGCCUCCUCCUCGUCGAAAUCCUGGACUGCUGAGAACCGAGAACUGCUAGAUUAAAAACAAAUUGGGAUAUUUUUUUCGAUGCCAUAUCAUGAGCACUGUGAUUAUGUUCCAUGUUAUUUAGUCAUGGACUUUUUGGGCACGAGACGUCUUGUUUUAUGUUUGACACAAGAGCCAUAUUAGUCCUGCGUUAACUUAAAAAAAAGAGGCUGAUUAGUUGUUCUUUUUUUGCACUAUGAUGGAAGCGCCACCAUGCUCCAAGAAGAGCCUGUCCCUCUCCCUGCCGGUCCCCCGCGAAGGACAAGCCACCCUCAAGCCUCCGCAGCACCUCUGGAGGCAACCCCGGACUCCCAUCAAGAUCAAGCACCGGGGCUACUCCGACACCGACCGGCACCACCACCGGCACAUGGAGCGCUCGGACGCCGUGGACACGAGCGACCGGCCCGGGCUGAAGAAGUCGCGGAUGUCCUGGCCGUCCUCCUUCCACGGGACCACGCACACGUCCAUCGGGAACUGUGUCGGCAAUAGACGCUUCGAUUCGGAGAAUGGCCCCUCACCAGGCCGCAGCCCCAUGGAUUCGCAGGCGAGUCCUGGGUUGGUGCUCCACCCUUCGUUCCCCCAGAGCCAGCGCAGGGAGUCCUUCCUGUACCGCUCCGACUCAGACUACGACACGUCCCCCAAGACCAUGUCACGUAAUUCCUCCAUCAACAGUGAGGGGCAUGCUGAAGACAUGAUCGUCACCCCUUUCGCUCAGGUGUUGGCCAGCCUCCGAACUGUAAGAAGCAACUUCACCAUCCUCGCCAAUGUCACAACCCCCACUAACAAGAGGUCACCCGUGACAAGUCAGCCCACUGUUCCCCAAGCUACCCUCUCUGAUGAGACAUACCAGCAGAUGGCUCGGGAGACUCUGGAGGAGCUGGACUGGUGUCUGGACCAGCUGGAGACCAUCCAGACCCACCGCUCCGUCAGCGAGAUGGCCUCCAACAAGUUCAAGAGGAUGCUGAACAGAGAGCUGUCCCAUUUGUCAGAGAUGAGUCGCUCAGGGAACCAGGUGUCAGAAUACAUCUCCACUACCUUUCUGGAUAAGCAGAACGAGGUGGAGAUCCCAUCCCCAACCUUGAGGGAGCGGGAGAAGCCCAUGUGUCACAUCAGCGGCGUGCGGAAGCUCACGCACAGCUCCAGCCUUUCCAACUCCACCUUGCCUCGCUUUGGCGUCAAGACCGAGCACGAGGACGCGUUAGCUAGAGAGCUGAAUGACUUGAACAAGUGGGGCCUUAAUAUAUUUCGUGUGGCAGAGUUCUCCAACAACCGUCCGCUGAGCUGCAUGAUGUUUGCCAUCUUCCAGGAGCGAGAUCUGCUGAAGACCUUUCGGAUCCCGGUAGAUACGUUCGUCACCUAUGUGAUGACGCUGGAGGACCAUUACCAUGCCAACGUGGCCUACCACAACAGCCUCCACGCUGCAGAUGUCACUCAGUCCACACACGUACUGCUGUCCACGCCGGCUCUAGAUGCUGUGUUCACUGAUCUAGAGAUUUUGGCCGCGUUGUUUGCUGCUGCCAUUCAUGAUGUGGACCAUCCAGGAGUGUCCAACCAGUUCCUCAUAAAUACCAACUCCGAACUUGCCCUGAUGUACAACGACGAGUCGGUCCUGGAGAACCACCACCUGGCUGUGGGCUUCAAGCUGCUUCACGAGGACAACUGCGACAUCUUUCAGAACCUCAGCAAGAGGCAGAGACAAAGCCUGAGGAAACUGGUCAUCGACAUGGUUCUGGCGACAGACAUGUCCAAACACAUGAGCUUGCUGGCAGACCUCAAGACCAUGGUGGAGACCAAGAAGGUGACCAGCUCGGGUGUUCUACUGUUGGACCACUACACGGAUCGGAUACAGGUGCUGAGGAACAUGGUGCACUGUGCGGACCUGAGCAACCCCACAAAGCCUCUGGCCGUGUACCGACAGUGGACGGAGAGAAUCAUGGAGGAGUUCUUCAGGCAAGGAGACAAGGAGAGGGAGCGAGGGAUGGAGAUCAGCCCCAUGUGUGACAAACACACCGCUUCUGUGGAAAAGAGUCAGGUGGGCUUCAUCGACUACAUCGUCCAUCCUCUGUGGGAGACUUGGGGGGACCUGGUGCAUCCCGAUGCCCAGGACAUCCUGGACACCCUGGAGGACAACAGGGACUGGUACCAGAGCACCAUCCCGCAGAGCCCGUCACCUCCUCCCGUGGGCCAGGACAAGGAGCUCAACGCCUGCACGGACAAGUUUCAGUUCGAGCUCACCCUCGACGACGGCUCCCGGGCCGAGCAGGAGGACGAGGGCGACGCCGCGGCGUGCCCCAACCACAUGGAGCAGGACCACAGCCGAGGCGAGGAGGGCGGCAAGGAGGAUGACGAGGAGGACGUCCUGGCGGAGGAGGAGGAGGAGGAGGAGGAGGAGGACAUCAUCGAGGAGGAGGACGAGGAAGUGGCCAUGGAGGAGGAGGAGCAGGAGGAGGAGCUUAAAGGCGAGGAAUCGAAAAAGGAGAGACUUUCUGACACGAGUCCUGUAGAAGAAGAGGAGGAUUCUUCUUCACAAGCUGAAGAUACAUGAGUCGUGCUCAUGCCAAACCGAGAACAAACGUGACAGUACUGACCUUUAAAUCUAUUUUUCAACAACAACAAGAGAAAAAGGGAAGGAGAAGUUCAUUACACAGCAACUGUAGACGGUGUAGCAGUCUGGGACGGGAACGCACACGCAAAUAAACAACACACGAAUGCAGCGGUGCAAAGGUGUGCACUCAUGCAUGCAGUAUAUGCAGAAUGCUUGCAGUACCACCAUCCACCAACACGGGCCGCUGUUCUCCUGCAAACACACACUAUGUUUGUAUGUGACACAAUUGAUCAGUUCUUUUCUUUUGGAAAAAGCCAUCUCUUAAUGGAGUGUUCAGUCAGUAUUAGUAAUCCAUGUUCAGUAGAAUCUCAACAGGAACUCGGCAGAAAGCGGGCGACUUUAUUUGAUUUUUUUCCAUUUCUGUCGGAAAAGAAAAAUAAGGGACGUGUGGAUGCGGAGGGAGGGAGGAGGUAGUGUGGAUGCGUGCGACGAAGCGGGGCCUUCCACCCCGCAUCCCCUUUACGAGGCUUAGCUAGCUACAGCGGUGCAAGAUGGCUCUGUGCCUUUUCUGACUCACCACGCCUCCUUCGGUGGAGCUUGCGGUGAAGCAAUGCAUUGUGGGACUGGGGAGUUUUGUCUCUAUGUGUGCGUGUGCUUUUUGUUUUCUCAUAUUUGAAGCUUUAGUGGUGCGUGUGUGUGUGUGUGUGUGUCCGUGUCACCGUUUCAAGCUGUUUCUUAGUCUUCCUUUGUUGCUCUUCUGCUGAGGUGGAGACGCAGAGCAGUCGCUAGCACCGCCGCUAAUGGACUCUUUUAUCGGAAUGGUCUUACCUUUCUUUUCUGAAGAAUAAGCCAUGCGAUGCUUGGGUGCAUUUUGUUUGCCUAUUAUUCUAAACAGCUGAAUUGUUAUGAUUAUGUUAUCAGCCACACCCACUUGCACUGUGCGUCCUCAUGCAACGAUCACCAAAGUACAUGACGAGUGCAGGGUAGCGGGAGGAAGAAUGUCAGGAAGUUGGUCGUAAUAGAUCCUCAAACGUCGUUAAUCUCACUUGUGUGUGGUUCGUUUAAUCAGAAAAUGCAGCAGUAAAUCCCCACUAUGAUGAAUGGGAACAAAAAAAGCCCUAAAAAUGCCUAUUUUUGACGCUCUAAACUAUAUAAUAUAGCUCUCAGUUAUUAAACACAUUUUAAAAUCGGUUACACAUUAAGAAACAAUUACAGGCAAAAGGUAUACAGCAGGGGUGUCCAAAGUGUGGCCUGCAGCUUUUUUUUCAUUAGCCCGCUGCACUUUCUAGAAACACAAUUAAACAAGAAAACAGCAAAAAUGGAAAAAAGAGCAAAUUAAAGUGAAGAUAUUAAGAGAAAAAAGUAAUUUCACGAGAAUAAAGUAAUAUUAUGAAGAAAAAUAAUGUCAUCUUAGGAGCAUGGAGUUGAAAUAUUAAAGAAAAAAAGUGGUUAUUUAUUUUUUUAAGCCGUAAUAUCAUGAGAAAAAAACCCAAAACAACAAAUAAAGUUGUAAUUUUUGGAAGAUUAAAUUGCAGGGAAAAGUUAUAAUGUCACAAGAAUCAAGACAAAAUAUUGUGGGAAUAAAGUCAUCAUUUCAAGAAGAACAUUUUUGGAAAGAAAAUAGUUGGAAAAUAAAUAAAGAAAACAGCAGAAACUAUAUGAGAUAAAGUCGCAAUUUUAUGAGAACAACAUUAUGAGGAAAAAUAUUGAACAAUGAAGUUGUAAUUUUUGGAAAAUUAGGUUUGGGAAAAGGUUAUAAUAUUACAAGAAUAAAGUGAAAAUAAUAUGGGAAUAAAAAUCAUAAUCAUGAAAGGACAUUUACGAGAAAACAGUUGAAAUAUUUGCAAAAAAAUUUUCGAAAUUAAAGUCAAAACAUUAAAAAAAAAAAAGGUGUAAUCUGACGAGAAAAAAAGUUGUAAUUUUCGGAGAAUAAAGUUGUAACAUUGGGAGGAAAAAUAAUGUCAUUUCAGUAGCGUAGAGUUGAAAUAUGAAAGAAAAAAAUAGAUAUUUUUAAGUCCUAAUAUAGGAACCAAAACAAAGAAUGAAGUUGUAAUUUUUGGAAAAUUAGUUAGUGGGGAAAAACAUAUAAUAUUACGGUAAGUCAAAUAUUACGUAUGAGAAGAACAUUUAUUGAACAGCAGAAAGAGCAAAGACCAAAGUUCAUACUAACAAUACGCUUUUUCACCAAUAUCAAAAAGCUGUGAUGCAGGUUAUUUUAUCUUGAAAUAUAGAACCUCUUAGCAUAUCUAGAGUACAUGGAUUGGUUGACAAAAUAGCAAAGAGGCCCUUGCAUCCUUUCAUUUUUCAGUAUGUGGACAUUGAUGGAAAAAGUUUGGACACCCCUACUAUACAGUAUUGUACUUCCAAAAGGUGCCGUUACCACGUUAUCAACCCAUCAGGUCUUGUCAGAGCAUCUUCCUGCUGGACAAUGUUGAGUUAAUUGACUUGUGUGACAACACCCUCUGCUGGAUUCAUAGCUGAAGCACUCUUCCCCCCCGGUAGGCCUGUCACGAUAAAAAAUGUUGCUGGUCAAUAAUUGUGCUACAAAUUAUCGGCGAGAUUUGAUUUUAUCGGCAUUUUUUAAGAGCAUUUCUUCCUGAAUUAUAUAGCAUAACAUACGCAGAUAUGUCUCGCCGCGUCCCUCAGCUCACUGUGAUCAGCUUUAUCUUUGUUUUAUCGUUUGUUGUGAGGGCUGCCAGAGGUCCUGCUGCGGGAGGAGCCGUUUCCUCCCAGGAAAACGUCGACGCAGGGGUGGCGGACUUGUGAAGCUCAAAGCCUCGCUGGCACUUUCUCCCGAGGUGGUGUGGUUCCCAUAGAAUUUUCAGCGGGAUUGUUUUUGCCGCUUUGUCUCUCAGCGCAAGUUGGUCGUGUUCCCCUUUUUCCUCGUCACUACUUCCGAACAAACGCACUCACUUUGUUCAUUCUGUUUAAAACCACACUGGGGCUGUUGCAUUCGCCUUAGAAACCAUGGCUUCUGUGCAUUCGUUCAUGUUAGCAUAUGCUUUCUCACAAGGCUAGUUUCUUGCUAGCACCCUGGGUCCGCUCACUAGUAGCCCCGUCUCCACAAAGAGGUUGAAUGAAAGGACAGGAGGGUUCACUCUCUCUGUUCAUUCCACUAUAGAACCAAUAGGCACAGACAGAUGCAGAGUGAACCCUUUGUCAUCCAGCCUGUGUGGUGCAAAGCAGCUUCAACACACACGCAUACGUGCACAUAUCAAUUUAUCCAGGGCUCAUAAUUAUCGACCUGUGUUUUUUUAACCGUUCGAUUAAUCGAUAUAUCUAUUAUCGUGACAGGCCUACCCACUGCUAACAGCGCCAUCAAACCACUUUCUGUUUAAGUUACUGUUUAAAAAAAUGACUCAUUUACAAUUUAAAGCAGAUAAAAGAAAAUGAUUCCACAUAUAUGUGGAGGAGCGAAUGCUGAACCACUAAUGGGCGAGGAUCUGCUGUCUUUUUGCCUCAACACAGGGGUGUCCAAAGUGCUGCUCGGCGGUCAUUUUACUGGCCCUUGCCAUAUUCUGAACAAAUGAAUAAAUGCAUUAUUAAUGAGGUAUAUUAUCAGACGUUGUGGUAGUUUGCUUUGUCACCUAUGAACACAAGCUAUGUUUUGUUCAGAUAGCAUCUUUAAUGCACAAAAUGUAUCAAAGUGUCCCUUUUUCUGAAUGCACCCCUCAGUGGAAAUCUUUUGGACACCCCUGCCUUAACGGGAUGCUGCUAUCCUACUAUAUUUUCAUAUUAUUAUACGUCUGUAUUAGUACGCGUUGCAUCGGCCCGUUCAUUCCAGCUUGGUAAAAAAAAUGUGUUUUUAGCUAGAUAAGAGUUUUAGCAAGCGUUCACAAUGAAUCGUUGGCACGCUGGAGUCUGAUUGAUUGACGAGACUCCAUAAUAGGACGUCAAAUUGUUAUAGUUUGGUGUAGUUUUCGCAGGGUAAAAUUAAAUAAAAGUAUGAGCGUGAGCCAGGUUCUGCAGGUCAGCAACCGAGCUCUGGAAUAACUGCAUCGACGCAACAUUCCCGUAUGCACCAUUGCCUGUUCACUUCAAUAUUAUUAUUUUUUUGUAUGCGUGUGUGUGCGUGUGCGCGUGUGGCUUCUUCUGGUGAUGUCAUUGAGCUAUUGAGGGGGGAAAAAAAGUUACUAUUUAAUUGCCAUACAAACACAAUACUGUAGCAGUUGUUUCUUAAUUAAUAAGAAGAUUAUUCAGUGGGUUGAUUGCUGCCAUUUCUUUAAAAAAAAAAAACCAUGAUGAGAAAAACCACGGGAAGUGUUUUUCUUUGAACAGUGUGUGUACAGUUUAUUUUUAUAUCAUUCCGGUGGCUGGCGUAAAGGGAAAACACACACAUACACACACACACAAAAGGAAUCACACGUGGAUAUAGCUGUAAGCAUAAUCACUUCUGUAAAUAUUGUAAUAUUGCAUUGAUGUAAAUGACGAGCAUUGAGCACUGCAGGCCACAGCUGUCACCUCUUUGUCAUUCUGUUGCCUGCUUUGUCACCACUCUCGUUUGUCGUUCACCUCAAAUAUACCAGCACUUUAUUUCGUCAGGCUCGGAAGCUGUAAAGUAGUGUCUUUUUUUUUUUUUAAGCCUGUGCUGUUGAGGCCUCAUUGCAAUGUUGUAGUCAACUAAACUUAACCACACUUGAUGGUAGUCCACUUGAGAUUGCUUGACUCGUGAAGCCCAAAAAGGUGAGCAGGUAACGUCACGCCGGAUGUGACGUGUUCAGCGAUAUAUAUAUAUAUACACACACACACACACCUGUAUAUAUAUAUAUAUAUAUAUAUAUAUAUAUAUAUAUAUAUAUAUAUAUAUAUAUAUAUACAUAUAUAUAUAUGUGUGUGUGUCCUUAUUUGUCUCUCGCCGCCAUUUUCUAUCAAGCACUAUCACCGCCUCUCGUUUCUUAGUAAUCACUAGCCUGCCAUCAGGUUAGUUGGAUGCAUACUGACUCCCUCUAAGAGUGUUUUUUUUAAGCUUUAAAGUCACCUGUGUUCACAAGUGAGGCAAAUUAUUCAAAGGGUGUGGGGUGGGGGGGUGGGGGUAAUUCAAAACAACAUGAGAUGAUUGUAAUAUUUGUAAAUGAUCCCUCGCUGUAAUGUGUAAAAUGUGUCCAGGUUAUUUUUUAUUAUAUUAUUUUUAUGAAAUUUUGUUUCCUCUUGAAAGAGCCGCCGAGGUGUCAUUUUGUGAAUAAAUGCAUUUAAUAAGCAAAUAUCUAUAUAUAAAAAAUAUGAUAGUAUAUCAGUAUAUUUUUUUUUUAUUUCACUGUCCGGUACUGUAAAGUGUGUUAGAAAUACAAUAAAGUACGAUUUUUAUAUUACAUAAUGCAUC